Molecule: messenger RNA, 279 nt
Organism: Staurois parvus
Lineage: Eukaryota; Metazoa; Chordata; Amphibia; Anura; Ranidae
Source: the annotation of a GenBank genome assembly
AAAGCACCUUGUCCCCAUGUUAAUGGAGACAAGGGCCUUUUCCCACCCCCCAUGUUGAGGGCAUGUGGCCUGGUAUGGUUCAGGAGGGGGGCGCUCGCUCGUCCACCCCCCUUUCCUGACCUGCCAGGCUGCAUGCUCGGAUAAGGGUCUGGUAUGGAUAUUGAGGGGGACCCACGCUGUCUUUUUUUUUUUUUUUUUUUUUUUAAUUUCAGCGUGGAGUUCCCCCUUAAUAUUUCCAUACCAGACCUGAAGGGCUUGGUAUGGAUGAAAAGGGGGACC